This is a messenger RNA of Pyricularia oryzae 70-15, 1015 nucleotides long. Its product is annotated as peptidyl-prolyl cis-trans isomerase B. Gene Ontology annotation, cellular component: fungal-type vacuole; endoplasmic reticulum. Gene Ontology annotation, molecular function: peptidyl-prolyl cis-trans isomerase activity. The coding region runs from base 178 to 801 and encodes 207 amino acids. Lineage: Eukaryota; Fungi; Ascomycota; Sordariomycetes; Magnaporthales; Pyriculariaceae. Gene Ontology annotation, biological process: protein peptidyl-prolyl isomerization; protein folding. The transcript has 3 exons. The record is from RefSeq and is a predicted model, not a curated record.
GGGAAUUUUGCUUGCUGAAACGUGGUAGCUUUCAAUUGCCAGAACCCCCCCGCGCAAGUUCAGUCGAGCUCCGAUACGGGUACAAGUAAAGGGUCCUCUCCGCCCACGAACGCUUUUCAUCUCCUUGCACCCACCCCAAUCAAUAGUUACAAUUCAUCAAAAGUGACUACAGGCACAAUGUUCAACCUCAGGCGGCUCUUUGUGGCUGCUGCCCUCUUCUUGGGCGUCAUGCUCAGCUUCACCCAGACGGUGGCUGCUGUCCGAGGCCCCAAGAUCACCCAUAAGGUCUUCUUCGACAUGGAGCACGAUGGUGAGCCAAUGGGCCGUAUCGUCAUGGGUCUCUACGGGAAGACCGUUCCCAAGACCGUUGAGAACUUCCGUGCUCUUGCCACCGGCGAGAAGGGCUUUGGAUACAAGGACUCUACUUUCCACCGCGUCAUCAAGGACUUCAUGAUCCAGGGUGGUGACUUUACCAAGCACGAUGGCACCGGCGGAAAGUCGAUCUACGGUGACCGCUUCCCCGACGAGAACUUCAAGCUUAAGCACACCAAGAGGGGUGUUCUGUCCAUGGCGAACGCCGGCCAGGACACUAACGGCUCGCAAUUCUUCAUAACUACUGCCACAACUUCUUGGUUGGAUGGCCGCCACGUCGUCUUCGGCGAGGUUCUCGAGGGUUACGACAUCGUCCAGAAGAUCGAGGGCGUCGACAAGAGCCCCAGCGACAAACCUAUCAAGACUGUCAAGAUCGCCAACAGCGGAGAGCUUCCUGUUCCCGAAGAAGGUAUUCACGUGGAGCUCUAAACGCCUCGCCCUGUACAUACAUCCCUUACUACGUGUCAUUGUGUCUUCCUCUUUCACACUUCUGGGUGUUGCAGUAGCAGAACCAAAGACAUGAAGUCUGGGUUUUGGAUGGCCGUCUUUUCCCUUCCUCCUCUCUUGACCUUGUCAUGAGCUUAAGGCAGUAAUGAGAAAGACAAAAAAAAAAGAUAUGAAGAAAUGCACAUGAUACAAUGGC